AUGUCUUCUGAUCAAAUUGAACAGUGGUUGAAGUUUGGAGAUGUUGUUUUAAACAAUAAUACUGCUGCUACAAAUUGUUAUAAAAUGGUAUUUUCACUUUUUUUGAUAGUCGACAACUAUUUAUCUUCUUUGACAUUUCAAGCUAUUCUUUAUGUUAUCUUCACUAAUGCCAAUCUUGCUUUGAUUGCUGCAAUAUGGAAUGAGUUUUCAACAACAUAUGCUCUUUAUUGUAUGUUUUAUAUUGCACAGAAUCUUCACCUCAAUUUAAAAAAUAUUCUCAGAGAUCGUUAUGAUGAAUUCAUCAAGUUUUUCUUAAAACAAGCUGAGAAAUUAUUAGUAUAUAUUCUCGAAGAUGAUAAAAAGACAGAAUAUGCUUUAUUUCAUAUCUCAAUUCCUAAGACUGUUCUGACUAUAAUGGCCAAUACUAUUCUACCAAAUAUUGAUUUUGACAAUCCUAACUUAUUUGGUAAAAAUCAAAAUUUUAAUAAUAUUAUGGCCAAGUCAAUGCUUAAUCUUGUUGACAAAGAUAAGAUUGUAGAGAUUAGUUCUACAGAAGAACUAUACUUGGUUGUGCAAAAAUUUGAAAUAGAAAAAUCAAUAAUGAUAGGUUGGAAUGGUUCAGUUCCUUAUCUUAAUGUGUUAGUUAAAGAUAUGCAUGAUACAAACAACAAAGUAAUUAAUGAACGAAAGCUAUAUGGAGAGGCUUGGGGUAAAGCAAGAGCAGCAUUAAUAUUAUCAUCUGAUAGUAAUAUAGAUUCAAGUGAUUCAAGUUGUAAAGAUGAAGUCAAAAUUAAUAAUAGGGGUUGGAUUCAAAUUUGUGGAGGUGCUGGACAUAAUUAG
Messenger RNA from Cetraspora pellucida, 840 nucleotides. NCBI's taxonomy places the organism in Eukaryota, Fungi, Glomeromycota, Glomeromycetes, Diversisporales, Gigasporaceae. The record is from the annotation of a GenBank genome assembly.